UUAAUCUUGCCAUCUCAUCAGAUUCGAAUAAUUUUGUCUGCCAAUCUAUUUUAGAUGGUAUCUUAUCUCCUUUCCAAUAUUGGGCUAGUAAUGUUCCCACAGCUGUGGUUGCGUAUAUAAAUAAUGUUCUCAAUUCCUUCAACAUAUCUUUGCUUAUAAUACCUACAUUUCUAUGAACCUAUGUCUUUUCUCAUUUUUCCUCCUUGCCCAGGGAGACCAAGGCUCACCUGGAGAUGUGAGCUUCACAGGUCUUCGCACAGGAGGGGGCUACGACCCGUUUAGUUUCACCACCAAGGGGGAAAAAGGAGAGCGGGGACUUCCUGGCAAAGAUGGGAUUCCUGGAUUGCCUGGCAGGCCUGGACGAACUGGUCCCCCUGGUUCGCCUGGACUCAUGGGUCUCCCUGGCAUUCAAGGCGAUCAUGUAAGUUGGUCGUAUGACCCCUUUUCCCAACCAGUAUCCUGCCCUCCCAAUUUUUUAAAACAAGUCUGUUACACCUUUGGGUGGGCAUUUACAGGUUUCCUGCAAAUUUGCACUGUCUUUUUGCAAGUGACCGUUGAGCCCCUCUGAUUGACUGAGUUAAACUCAGUUAAGCUGUGUCUUUUUAUGCUUGCUUAUGGUGGAACUUCUGGCAAUGCUUGGCCAGACUGGAAUGCUUGGGGAGCAUCGAUACAGGAUGCUUGCAGUCUGGUUUCUAUGAGGGAAGGAAACAACGUCUGGUUUUGUUUGCUGUUGAA
Molecule: messenger RNA, 735 nt
Organism: Podarcis raffonei (Aeolian wall lizard)
Lineage: Eukaryota; Metazoa; Chordata; Lepidosauria; Squamata; Lacertidae
Product: collagen alpha-1(XXV) chain-like
Exons: 4
Coding region: 173-568 (131 amino acids)
Source: RefSeq, a predicted model, not a curated record